This is a messenger RNA of Podarcis lilfordi (Lilford's wall lizard), 22725 nucleotides long. Lineage: Eukaryota; Metazoa; Chordata; Lepidosauria; Squamata; Lacertidae. The record is from the annotation of a GenBank genome assembly.
AUGUGGCUAAUGAACUGGAAGGUGAGGACCCUUAAUUUGUAAAACCUUGCAUGCUGCUUUCUAAACCAAAGAGCUAAGGAAGAAAUAGUUCUGCAUGUUUUGUGUGGAUGGAUGACUCUGUUUAACAAUCCUCGGUUUAACAGGAACAUAUACUUGCAUCCUCAAAUACCUGCAUUUUUCUAUCAUGUGAAUUCAUUGCUGUGCAAGUGUAGUCAGCCAGCAGUUGAGAAACAAGUUAAAAGUCUUAUAAUUUAAUAUUUUCAUCAACAGUAAAAAUAAAAUACAAUUAUUUACUGCAUGCAAUGCUGUUGGUUUUUGUUUGUUUGUUUGUUUGUUUUGCACCCAAGUUGUUUUUUCAGCUGCUGAUAGACUACAGUUUGUCUCAGUGGAUGAAUGGAUGCUUUAGGCUCUCUGGUCUUAUGCUCUAUGUCUGUGCCCUUUCCUAGUCCUGCCAUUAGACAGAUAAUAUCUCCAUUCCUGUGGGUUUGGUGCACGCGAGCCUCUCUUGCCACUUACCAGAAAAGAAUUUCACAUGUCUUGAACUACAGCAGAUGACAGUUUAAAAAAACGUGUGUAUGUGUUGUUGUUGUUUCCAUUUUAGGCACUGGAAAAUUUCCCACUGCUAAUGUACAUUUUAGCAGCUAAAACAUUAAUCCUUUGCUUAGCAUUUGCUGGGGCAAAAAUGUACCAGAGGAAAAGGCUUGAGGAGAAAAUGAAAAAAGAACAGGAGGAGAAGCUGAAAAGGGAAGAGAAAAAAGAAAACUGAAACGUCUUAAGAGGUAUGCUCUGACUGGAAAGAAUGCUUGAAGUGUUUCUUGUCUGACACCAUUCACCACUAUGUGUGUAAAGCAGCCUUCAGUAACCCGGUGCCCUCCAGAUAUUUCAGACUACAACUCCCAUCUGCUCUAGCCAAUACUGGCUGGGACUGGUGGGAACUGUACAUCGACAAAACAAAGAAGUACCGGUACCAUGAGAGCCAUACACUGUGAAUCAACCUGGGCCCUGCAGUACUAAUCUGAGGCCCUUCCUUAGGUGGUCCCUCCACAAGAGGCCCCGGGGGCAGAGAAUGGGCUUUUUCUGUGGUGGCUCCCCAUUUGUGGAAUGCGCCUCCAGGGAGGCUCAUUACAUGCCAGGCAAAACAUUUCUCUAUAACUAGGCCUUUGGCUGAUUGAACAUUCUAUGGCCUUUUAAAUGCGUUUGUAGGGGAGUUACUGGUUUGUUUUCGUUUUAUUAUGUAUUUGGUGUUCUCAUUUUGUAUUUUUAUGUUGUGCCCUGUGAUCCUCGGGUGAAGGGUGGAAUAAAAAUGUAAUAAAUAAUAAUAAUAAAUAUAAAACUUUGCAAAAUUACAGUUAGAAGGGAUUAAAGCUUUCCUUAAACUGUAAACAUUUUUCAAAGGCAUACACCUUUUGCCUGCCCUCUCACAAGCUCUUUUGUACAAGAUUGUAGCUUACGGGCCACCCACCUAUUCUCAGAUGAUGAUGAUGAUGAUGAUAAUGAUGAAAAUAAAUAAAUAAAUAAAUAAAUAAAUAAAUAAUUUUAUUUAUACUCCGCCCUUCCCGGCCAGAGCCGGGCUCAGGGCGGCUAACACCAAUAAAAUCACAGUAAAAACAUAAUGGGGUGGGGGAACCCUCUUUAAAAUACAGGUUAAAAUGCAAUUUAAAAUAGAGUGGUACGUGGUAUAUGCAGGUCUGUUUUGUGGCUGCCCAUCUCAAAAAAUGGAUCAUUAACCCUAGCAGGGGACAAGUUGGCUGAGAAGCAGCUGCAAGGGGGGGGGGAAUACCAAGUAGAGGAUUCCCCAACAUCUACCCCCACCCCCACUGCUGAUUCUCCUCUGCAGAUCAUAUCCUCUUGGCACCACUUUGCAGAUCCCAAUAUAUGAAGUGGUAGUGGAACAUGAAGUUCCAUCCUAAGGUGUGUUAUGACCUGGUGAAUCACACAGUCCUAACAGGAAUAUAGGAAGCUGCUUUGCAUUGAGUCAGACCAUUAGUACACCUGUCUCAGUAUUGUCUGCAUUGACUAACAGUGACUCUCCAGAUGUUCCCAGGAUUUCCUGGAGUGACCUGGGUGCUAAUCAGAUGAUCUGCCCCUGAGCUGUGGCCCUUCCCACAGAUGUCCCGAGGCACCCACAUGGGAAGACUGCUGCUGUUUUAAAAAAUAAACUACUGCAAAUAUAACUCUUUCUUUUGUGUGUGCAGAUCUGUAGCUGUUUGGCAGCUUGCUUGGAUUCCUUUCCUGGGAGAGUUGAAGACUUCACUGAAACCGAAUUCUGUGCCAGAGAAACUUAAUUCCCCAAGAGCAACGUGCAACAAGUGUGUUGGAUUUUUAUAUUAUUAUUUUUUUCUGGUAUAAGUAAGAAGAAUAUCCUGUCAGCUAUUUAUAUAAUAAAAGCUCUGUUUGUAAAACUGAUUUAGUGUUGCGUAUAGGAAAUGGUAUGUGGCAGGUUGCUAUGAUAGAAGGGAUUGUCUAAUGAAAUCUUUCCCUGAAAGCAAGUUGAGUUAAAUUGCUGACCUUCCGCAUUUUCCUCCCACGGGUUCUGAUCUAGCUAAAGUUGGGUAUGAAUCCCAUUGAGAACAAUUGGACUUGAGUUAGUCCUGUCCGAUCCACUGGUUUUCAAAGGAAUUUUGUUUGGAGUAGAAUAAUCAGCAAACUCGAAUUUUACAUUUGGUUUAAAAGGCAUCAUUUUCCUCCCCCAAAACAUUGUGUUUCAAACUCAGGUUUGAAAACUUAAGUAUGAAAAUCCAGCUGUCACCUAUCUACUUUUAACAACUUCCUUUUGCACUGCGCUACUUAGAUUUUGCUAUGGCUGCAAUCCUGUACACCUUACCUGAGACUAAAGUCCAUUUAAAUUAUUGGGUUUCUGAGUAGGUCUGUGAGGCUGCAGUCCUGUGCACUCCUGCUUGGAAUAAGCCCCACUGGACACAGUGAAACUUACUUCUGAGCAAACUUGCACAGGCGUGUGUUGUAUGCCUGAUUUCUGCAGGAGAGUUAAGCAUUUGUGGAACUGCUGUUGCUAUCUGUGGGACUUUAAAGUGUUUAACUGAAGCUGUUCUUCAGGUUUUCUUUAUAAAUUGUAAGGUUUGCUAAAAGGGGUUGUUUUUUUUAGGUUGCUUGAGUAAUUACAAUUAAAUUGAUGUCUGUACUAGAUAGUGGAUUUAACUAGGAUGUAUCAGGAAUGGGUUUUAUUCCUUUUUUUUUUUUUAGUAAGAAACACACUGGUUUAUUAUUAUUAUCACUGUUCAGAGCCAGGAUUGUUACAACCCAGUGUCAAAGUCUGGAGAAGGUUCCAUGCUGUAGCAAAAAGUUACUUUCAUGAAAAUGGGAAAACUUUGAUGAACCUUUUUAUAAUUCUGCUUAGUAAACUGCAGGCAAGGUGUAAAAACUGUGAGAAGUUUGAGCAACUGAUAGGGAAAAAUCUGCGUUUUACCAGCUCUGCCAUUGCUGUGCCUGUCUUCAACUGGCCAGAAGGCACUGUCUCCCUGUCGCUAUAAGCGGGAAAAGGGAUCCUCAAUUUAUUUUGUUUUGGUAACAGGUUGUAGAGGCCUCACUCUUUUUGAAAAACAAAAACAAACAAUCAAAAAGCCGAAGCCCUUAAGAAAUGGCAAUAGAAGCUACACAGGAAUAUCAUUUUUAGUACACAAAUAGUGUGAGGCCUAUAUCUAUCAAUCUAUGCUGCCAUCCUGUGGAAAUAUGGUGAACUGCUAUAACCGGCAAGACUGGAUAGCAUGAUUCAUGCUAAACAGAGACAAGUAUGCUUAGUUACAAAUGCAGCCCUAUAAAUGCUUGGCAGCAAACGUCACUGAGCUCAGGCAGGCGUACUUCUAAGUUAGCCCUGAUUGCAGAAGAGCUGUGUGCCCCUUCCAGUCUAUCUGCCUAUCUGCUCCUGCCCCCAAGAGAAUUCCAAAUGCCUAUUUUUGACCAGUCCAGCCGCCUAAGGCCUGCCAAAGCCCAUCAGAAAUUCAAAUAAAGAUGGGAGCAAUGUCUACAUCACUAUGUUUGUAUUGCUUUUCUCCUUGGAUUAAGAAACACACGAUAGAGUCUCUCUGCAGCAUUGUAGCCAGUUAGCUGUUCUGCAGCCAUGACCAAUCACAGGAUUUUGUUUUUAUUUUGAGGGGUGCAAAAUAAACGCACAUGCAUUCACACACACAUAAAUAGCAUCAGUGAACAUGCCUACUCUUUCUGGUACAUAUUUAUUUGUUUCAUACAAUUUAUAUACUGCUUGACUGUUAGAAACCAAACACUCAGAGCUUCGACAUCAAGAACAAGGGAAACUCCAAGUGCAUUUCAGUAAUCCAAUCUCUAAGUUCCCAAUAUAUGACAUAAACUUGAUGGCCUCCCCAAAGGGGCUGGCCAUUGAAUGGGAGAUAGCAUCUUUACUCAUCCAGCUCCUAGCUGAUGAUACACAGGUUGCACUUUCAAAAUAUUGAUAUGGUUCCUGGAUUAAAUUUUUUUGGACAGCUCCUUAUUAUAAUCCAUUUCUAUCUCAUCUAGAUUUCUAUUUUCAUUCAAAAUCGUGCAAACUAUUUGGGGAUGAGUAUUUUAGAAAGGAACCUGAGAAAAGGGUGUCUGGCGUUGGAUGAAACUCUGGCAAUUGGCUGUAGGUGGUUUUCAGAUGAAACCAUCGCUAAUUCAACAAGAAGAAUGGCAAUUUCACCAGCUUGUUCAAGUGCAAUGUGCUCUGCUGGCAGAACAUCAUAGAUAUUACUUGGCAUGAUUCUGUUAUUAGAUAUACAAAAUUAUAAAGCAUUUCCCAAAAUCUUGGAAAGUAUUUCAUGUGCAUCAUCUUAGCAAUCAUUACAGCACCUUGUAGAAUGGUCCUGCAAUGUCUCCCAACAUUAUACUUACAGCCUGAGAUUGAGAGAUUGGUAAAUGGAGUAGUCCCAAACCCCAACAAACCACCUUGAAGGUGCUGUAGCAAUCAGACCCUGUAUCAGGAUGUUAAUAAUGUUUGAUGCUUUGUUAUGUUUUAUAUAUUCUGUAAGCCGCCCGGAGUGGCUGGGGAAACCCAGCCAGAUGGGCAGGGUAUAAAUAAUAAAAUUACUAUUAUCAUCAUCAUCAUAUUAUUGGGGCUGUCUCAGGAUCUAGUGCAGGGGUCAGCAACCUUUUUCAGCCAUGGGCCGGUCCACCGUCCCUCAGACCACGUGGGGGGCCGGACUAUAUUUUUUGGGGAAAAUAAACGAAUUCCUAUACCCCACAAAUAACCCAGAGAUGCAUUUUAAAUGAAAGCACACAUUCUACUCAUGUGAAAACACGCUGAUUCCCAUACUGUCCGCGGGCCGGAUUGAGAAGGCGAUUGGGCCGCAUCCGGCCUACCCCUGAUCUAGUGGAUCCUAGGCAGUUUCAGCCCCUCACCACCCCUGGAGUGCCCCACCUAGGGAAUAUCUUUGGGCUAAAGCCUGUGGGAAUUCUUCUAGUGCCACUUCUGCCCACCUGUAUGUUUGGCAGAUGGAGCAGGGGACUCCACGCUGGAAGUAUGAUUCUGGUCUCGCUCUGUGGGUGAAGGCCAGUUUCACACUCUCCUCCCUCUGCAGUUCAGCUAAUCUUAUUCACUACCUUUUGUCUUUCUUGAGUUUCUGCAGAUAUGCCCUCCUCAUACCUAGAUUGAAUGAAAUCUCUAUUUGAAUGACACCUGUAAACCCAGCACCAUAUUGCUUAUUGUCGCCUUAAAACUCUUGCUUUUAUUCACCAUUGCUACUGUCGAUUUAGAAUUAUAACUCAGAAGGAGAAUCGAUGUGCACAUUUAGCAAAUCAGCUGGCCAAUUUUCAAUCAUUUUUAAAAAAUAUGGAUGGAAGAAAGUUUAAGUAAACUUAUCCAAGUAGUAGUUUUCCCAUCUGCGCACUUUGUUUACUGCUAUCUUCCACUUGUUUGGGCUCAUCUUCUCGAUUCCUUUCCCAAGCAGAUCACUGAAGAGGAUGCAUUGGUAUGAAUAGGUCUUCUCCAAAGUCAUCAGAGAGAACUCCUUUCUGUUGUUGAUAAUAAACCAUUUCAAAGAGGACCAGGCGGCAUCCAUAGGGUGGAGGUGGUUGUAGGGGAAAGGCACUGAGAGAAGUUCAUGGCCUGUGGCCUUGGCGACCUCAGGACAGCACUUGAUGCUUGAGAAAAAAGGGAGAGGUGUAAACUGCGGUUCGCUUAUCUCCACCUCCUGAGUGGACUCAUCAAUUUUCACUCUCGGCUGUCUUUUUUCUUUGACCACAAUGGCACACUUCCCAUAGGUUAUCGACAGGAAGUCACAGAGUUCCUGAAAGACAUCUUCUGGCUUGUCUAGGGGCAAGUCAUCCCUUAGAAACACUCUGUAUCUCCAUGGUACCCACCCUUGACUGUUGCCGGCGUGUACGACUGUCCAUAUAGGCCAGUUGAGGUCAUCUUCAUGAGGAACCUUUUCCCCUGUUAUUAGACUUUCUGAAAGAUCAGUUUCUCCUAAAAAGAUGGUGUUGUAGCCUGUAAGUUGCAACGCUCUUAGGGUUUUCAAAUAUUGCAGGCAUUGUUUCCUUGUACUAGCAUCGAGAGAAGUCCGGUGGAUGAUGUGCUUUAAAAGUGGGUUUACAAUGCGAAACAUCUUGUACCUUCAGGUGAAAUUGAAGUGCACACAAAGUUCUGAUGGUGUCCAGGACAAUGAUGAUCUCACAAUGGAUUUCAUUGCAUGUGUUAUUCAAUAGCAUCCUAAAAAAAACACAGCCUGAAUGAUGCAUUCACAUUUUAGCUGGGUAAACCAUGGAGAAAAACAAUUGUCAUGCAAUUGUAAAAAAAAACCCGAAUUGUUUUUAUUAACAGUGAACACAGUGUUUAUCGCAUAACUAAAGAGCUGCUUCUUUCGUUUUCAAAAUUAACCACUGCUGGUUUGACCAGCCACUGCUGUUUCCUUCAAUAUCGGCCAUUGUCUCUUAUCAAAAAAAGAUGGUCAAGGGGAAAAGGCACUAAGAAUAAUUUACAGAAAACAUCAUAAAUCACCCACCCACCCCACCACUAAAUGAGGAAUUUUGUGCAAAAAAACCAAACAAACAUCCACAUUGGGGCAGUUUCGCUCAACACUUCUGGUUUUUUUACAGUAGCGAAAAAAGGGAGGAUAAUGAGAGAAAUAAACUGAAAUACAGUGGUACCUCUGGUUACGUACUUAAUUCGUUCCAGAGGUCCGUUCUUAACCUGAAACUGUUCUUAACCUGAAGCACCACUUUAGCUAAUGGGGCCUCCCACUGCUGCCGUGCCGCCAGAGCACGAUUUCUGUUCUCAUCCUGAAGCAAUGUUCUUAACCCGAGGUAAUAUUUCUGGGUUAGUGGAGUCUGUAACCUGAAGCGUAUGUAACCCAAGGUACCACUGUAACGACCUAAAAACAAAUAUGUCACACGGAUCCUUGGAAACAACAGCAAUGAAAUGAACAGCAGCGAAAGCAUUACAAAUUGCAUAGAUCAGUGCUACUCAAACUUGUGGUCCAUGGACCUGUGCCAGUCCACAUGAGCCAUCAGUUGCUGGUCCGUGGCGACUCCACCACAGCCCAGUGUGGGAUGCUACAGGGGCUGAAUGUGAUACCAGUCUCUGGCACACUGGGAAAAACGAUUGUUGGUCCACUAUGUCAGAUAGUUUGAGAAUCUUUCAUCUCUGUUUGGAUCUUCAGAAACUGAAGGUCCUGAUUUGAUUUACUUAGCUCUGCCCCAUUUGUCUGGCUAGCUGGCUGGCUCAUUCCUAGCCAAGUUAUGUGAGACUUAUUACUGAAGUGACUGUAUACCUUCCCACAGUAGAAAAUGUUUAUCAAAAUAUGGAGCAUUCCAUAAGCCUGGAAAUUAAAAAAAUGCAGCCUGCUAUAGGCAACCAAGCCUAAGUGUGAGUUGUGCAUUUGCUGUUCACUGAUCCCUAUUGGAAAAGUACCGGGAUCAGAGUAAUAUGAACAAUUAAAGUUAAAACAGGUAAUGUGAGAAAUCAACCCCUUUAAUCAUUUUUUCCUCCAGCUGAGACAUGGAUAGAUUAUUCCAACAUUAUGGAAUUAUUUUAUGAAUGUGAUGUGAUUGUAAGAUUCAGGUGGCACAUAUUAAAAUGUGCAUGGGUUGUAUGUGUUUAGGCUUUCUCUGUACAGAUGCCAUCUGCUGCCAGUUGCCUGUACAAAGACUAUAUUUGUCCACAGAGCCAAUCUGGGCAAAGGUUAGGGGUGAGGCAGAGGGCACAGCCCUGCUCCCCUCUCCACAGUCAGCCUACUCACACAUCCCACACACCCCGAAUGUCUGUAAAUGGCUAUUGUCACAGAUGAUGCCUCCUGUGACAUUUAGCAAUCUUGUUAAUGUAUUGACGUAGUGAUACUGGUACUGAUCUUAAUAAGGCCAGUGAAGAUUCUUGGGUGGCAGAAAGGAUUUGCAAUGUUUUGUUUGUUUAUUUUUUGCAAAGGAUAUGGACUAAUAGAGUAUUGAAGAGGUGGAAACUGGGAGAUACUAGGGUUAUGAGUUUUUGGGUGCCAGAUCACUAUAAUCUCUGGACCCAAAAAGUGUUACAAUUUAAUUAAGGCUUGGAGUGCUAAAUUGUGUGCCUCAUACUUCUAAUCCCUGGAAGACUUAAAAGAUAAUUAAGACAGACUAGUUUUCCCUGAAGUGAUAGCCUGAGUAAUGGGCCAUUAAGACAAUAAAGGAUCAAAGAACAUGGUGUGAGAUGAUAAUUGGGAGGAGCCUCUCUCACGCACUGGAUAAAGCCAGAGCAUAGGGUAGAGAGUUAGGAGUUAGGAGUAAUGUGACCUAGAAGUAAUGUGAGAAGUAGGAGACUCAGAGCAACAUUUGAGACUAAUGUUCUGUUUGAAUCCAAGGCUGCGGCUACAGGACACACAAGACCCUUUUUGGCUAUUGAUGCUGUGUAGCCGUUCAUUGUAGGCUCAGAGUGUAUAUAUGUGUAAAUAAACCAUGUAUCCUAAAUAUACCACAGCAUGGGUCGGCAAACUAAGGCCAGUGGGCUGGAUCAGGCCCAAUUGCCUUCUGGAUCCGGCCCAUGGACGUUCCGGGAAUUGCCACGUGGAUCGCCAGCACGAGCGUUCUUUCCCUCUCCUUCCCUCUCCCUCACACAGCGGUGGCGGCUCCUCCCUCCCUCCUUCCUGGCUUCUCCCUGCCCUGCCUAGAGGAGGAAGGGGGCUGGGCUUUGUUGGUGCCAGCAGCAGCAGUGCUCGAGCGGCCGCCAUUUUAAGCAGCCCCUCUCUGGAGACUUUUCGCGCGCCGCUCAUCGUCCCUCCACCGCCGCCACCAGCCCCUGUCCUCGCAAGACACAGGUAAGCAGCCACCAGGGCUUGUGGUGCUCUUGCAUCAUCCCCCCCCCCCCAAAUAUAGUCCACCCCCCCAAGGUCUGAGGGACCGACCCCCUGCUGAAAAAGUUUGCUGACCCCUGUACCACAGUCUCUGAUGUGCCAAAAGGAAACAUGAACCCUUGGAUAAGCCCCUGGAACCUGUGCUGCUCUGAGAUUGGGGUGACAUAAAAACACUAUGUUCCAAAGGAGGAGGAAUUGAUUUAGUAAUUUGUCUUCUAGGCAUUUGAUUGCUCCAGAGAUCUCUGUUUUAGAUAAGGAACUUAGUUCCCACACCUACUUAAAUACAAUGCUUUUGAGUAAGUAUAAAUCAUCACAGCGUUUUAAGGCAGAUUAGUGUGUACAUGUCUACUCGAUAGUAAGUCCCACUGAGUUCUGGCCCUACCUGGAGAUGCUAGGAAAUUAACUAGGGACCUUCUGUAUGCGAAGCAGAUUCUCUGCCACUGAGUUAUCCCCACCAUCGUCCUCCAAAUACUCUAGUUGUGCAGAGUGUAAAAGUUAGAUGCUGGGAGUGGUGGCAAGACAUACGUAUUUCAGGGAUUAGGUGAACUGGAUGUACACCUGGCCCUCUUCAAAACAACUAGGUGGAUGAUGUGAUCCCACGCGACUCCCACAAAUAAGUAUAACCCACAACUACAUACCAUAGCGUUUAGGUCAAAGUAGAUAUUUUAUAUGUAGCCUGCCUUUGACUACUAGAAAAAGGCUGUGCUUUUGAAUGAAAUAAUAUGAAGGAGAUGGUGGUCAUAUCGAAAUUAACAUAAAGGCUUUUCCCAGAAGUACUAAGGGAAAUCAUUGUCAUUCAAUUGACAUAGCAAGCACUUCAUGAUAUUUUCCACUGCUUUGAUCAUGAGAAGGUGAAGGUGUUAUUACCCUUUCCCCCCUUGAAAAGCAUAUAGAGCUGAAAGACGAAGUUGGAAGUGUGAGGCUCUUUCCCACUUCCCUUUUCAGCUCCAUGUGUUUUUUCAAGGCCCAGAUUAAUUCUACAAGCUCUUACUUUUACCUGAUCCCUCGGAAAAACAAAUGGUGUGCCUGCACACUUUCGCUCUUUUUGUGUCUUGUGGGGAGAGGGGUACCACUUUACUUAUCAAGUACCAUUUUACUCACCUCCUGACUUCGUAUCACAGAUGUUAAUUCCCUCCUCUGCCUUGCCCCCAGCAGUCAAUAAUAGGAACUGGGAACAGGAGACUAGUCCGUGUUCCGGGUAGAGUUUAGGGCUUGUCCACACUUCCACUUGUGCUGUGCUUCUGAGCGGUUUUCCAUUUACCCUGCCACUUUCCCCAGGAAAACCAGCUCUUUACUGCUGAACUAAAGCAAACAUCAAUCUGCAGAAAGCCCAAAUGCUGUCUGGUCCAAUUCAGCAGUAAAGAGCGGGUUUUUCCGGUGGAAUUCACCAGGACAAGAAGAAUUGUGGACGGGCCCUUGGUUCUGCUCUCAAAUUGACAUGGGCCUUAGUUUAAUCUGAUUCUAGGUAUUGCUGCGUUCUGUGAGAUGGGAGACCUCAUGCUAGGGCAAACUUUUUUAUUUUAUUUUUUACACAUUAUCCACAUUAUACAUUAAAAAAAUAAAUAAUCCACGGAUCUUAAUGCCAAGGGCAAAAAAUGAAGGGUGCCCACAGGCCACAGCUAGAAGAACAAAUGCCUUCAUAAUGGCAUGAUGAAUAGCGUGAGGAAGGAUAUGGUUUUCUUCUUCUGUGAGAGACAUGCCAAAAAGGAAUAUAAAAGGAGCCGUACAAGUCUGAGCUUGAUUUCCCGUGCCUCAUCUGAAGGUUCAGGGCCUGAGCCGGAAAGCUGUUGUGUCACUCAGGAACAGACAUGUCCACUGUGAGCAAGAAGCUCGUAUAAGAAGAGGCUCGAUUAGUCCCACGCUUCAGUGAGUAACAGAAUCACCAGUGGUUAAAAAGAAGCUAUCGUGCUGCAUAUGAGGUCCACUUUCAUACGAUCUUCACCACCGAUUUUGCACUUGGAAGCUCAGUUGCUAUUGUACAGCUGUCAGUCUUUUGGCUCUGAGGGCUGGGUUCAGGUUUGACCUUCUGAGCAACCGCCGCUGGCAGUGUGGUUUUGCAGGAAGGUCUUUUCGCAUUUCCCUGAACGUUCUCGCGGUACAUAUAGUCCAUGUAAUUUUCCCGUGGCCUGUGUACAAUAUUGCUGAGCAUCAUAGAAAACAGGAGGAAGCCAAAAAACCCAACAACAAUCAGGAUGAACAGAGAAGCAGCAAUCUCCUCCUGUUCUUGAACAUAUGGGUUUGUGUAGUUACAGCACCCUCUUUUGUUCCUUUCUGUGAUAUAGGUAUAAACCAACUUCUUCAUCACAUACCUUACUUCAGUUGGGUCGAUAUUCAUUUUAUUAUCCACCUCAGGCUGCAAAAGGAGAGGGGGGGGGGAAAGAACAUUCAGUCUCAUGGCUGACAUUAGAACUCUUCUCGAUUGCAUCAAACAAGCGCAGCAACUAUUCGCAGACCAUUCUUUCUCAAAGACUUCCUUAAUGAGCUGAACUGCAGAUACAGCUUUAUUUCUGUGGCAACUAUAAUGAAAAUAACAUGGAUCCCAUUCACUUGUCAAACUGCUGCUACCAGCUGAAAACCAUUAGAUUACUUCAGUUUGCCUCUGUCCUUUGUGUCCAGUAUCUAACACAAUAAUAGAUUUAUGAUAAUUAUUUGUCUGUGCCCUAUGACAUCAGAAAGAAAAUAAAGCAGAAAAUCAAUCCGAUGCGGUAUCUUUGAUUCAUAAGCAGAAAUUCCGCUAUUUUCUACAAUGCCAGUGUUCCAUAUUGAAAUGUGUUGAAUGAGCUGCUUCCUUCUUUGUCCCUUAGCACCCACUUAACCUUCUCUCGCUAUUUUUUAAUAAAGAAAUUUUCCUAACAACCCAAGGUAUAUUUAUUUCUCAUCACCACCUGCUUUUCAGAUACAAGGAAUAUCCCAAUCCUCUACUCAUCCUUUUAUCUAACACCAUCCAAAUUAAUUAUGAAAUAUCCCCAUUUGUGCUAAGUGUGGAUCCAUAUGCACUGAUAACUCAGAACUAACAUGCAGGUUUUCAAACUACAGAAACCUAUCAUUCAUAUAUAUAUAUAUAUAUAUAUAUAUAUAUAUAUAUAUAUAUAUCACAGAUUUAGCAUGGAAACAAUGUACAGUUCCCAUAAAAGAUAUAAUUAUUAUUAUUAUUAUUAAAUUGGACUUACAGUAAUAUCAGCCAUGAGUUCCCUUUGGAUGACAGCAAGAGCCGUCAAACACAAGUCAAACUGCAGCUCCAGCUAAGCUUCUUCCACUGAGCCAUAUUAACCUAUUCCAUAUAUUCAAUGCCUUCCCCUCUGGUCUGUAGCAGCUGCUUUAUAUCAUCUGUUCUCCUCAAUCCCUUUUGGAGCUGGCUUUUGACUGUGGACAGCAAGGCAUUUCCUUCCAUGCACCUUUUUUAAUUCUUUUUUGUGUGGAGUCCUAAGGUGAGCUAUCAUUGGCCAUGUGAAGCUACAGGAACAUCCUGGAUGAUUCAGGCCUGCUAUUCCUGGCAACUCACCUUCCUCCUCCUCCUUUUGCAUUAUUAUGCUUUAAUGGCACUGUUUACUCUACCACAAAGCUUGUGACUGGUCCACCUGGAAUCCCAGCACCCAUUAAUAUUCAAAUGGUCCCUGUGAACCAUGUGUCGAAGGAGUGAGAUUUCCAUUUUAGGGAUAUUUCACAGUAACAGUCAUAGAAUUGCAACAGCAGCAGCGGUGGCUGGUGCAUGAACAUCGGGAAUGGCAGGCAAGGAGGCCGACAGAAGGAGGAGUCAGAGCCAGUCUCAGGUGGAACUAAUUCUAGUUUUGCAUCCAUCCCUGUCCCUGCUAAGGAAGAGGAAGCCGCUGCCCUGGACUGGCUGUAAGUAUGAAGAGAGGCAAGUGGAGGAAGGCAGAGUUUGGUUGGGCAGUACCUCAUUUGCCCUAAAGGACUAGCUACCAUGGAAUGGCAGAUAUUUUACUUAUUUAUUUCUUAAAAUUUAUACACCGCUUGAUUGUUUUUUUAAAAAAAGUUCUCAAAGUGGUUUACAGAGAGUAAAAAAUAACAUGACUUGUUUAAAAAUUUAGAAACAACUCUUUAAAACAUUCAAAAACAAUAAUAACAGCAGCGAUGAACUAAAAACAAAUUAAAAGGCACAGCAACAUUCUACAUGGAUAGCUCAGUUGGUUGGAGCGUGGUGCUGAGAAUGCCAAGGUUGCAGGUUCGAUCCCCAUAAGGGGCAGCUGCACAGUCCUCCUGCACUGCAGCGGGUUGGACUAGAUGAUCCUCUGAGUCCCUUCCUACUCUAUGUCUGGGUAGGCUGGCCUCAAUAUGGGCAAUACUGUAUACAUUUCCCCCGUAGCUGUAAUAAGCUGUAGCAAGAAUAAACCCCUCAUCCUGUCAAGAGAAUAUAAAACUAGAAGCUGCCUCACUCCAGACCUUCUCCUGCCAUAAAUCUUCUACUCAUCCAUGGCAUUGCACUAGCAGUAGUGAAGACUUGCCACAACGGUGUACACUUGCUGGGGAAGGUGGAAGAGAGAUAUAGACCUGGAGAAGAGAGAGUUGGAAGAUUUGGAGGGCUGGACAGAGUGCGUUCAUCCGAGAUUGCAGAGUUGGUGGUUAGAAAGGAGGGUAGAAUGGGGCUGGGGGUUAGGAAUGUGGAAGGAGAAGUGGGGUUUGGGGUUACAACAGGGAAGGGGUGGGGUUGGGGCCAGGAUGAUGUAAGGAAGUGAGAGAGAGAGAGAACAGAGUGAAUACGUGCAGAAGGCAUUUCUCACACAAUCCAUCUAUUUGUGUACGUUGUUAUGUACAAAGAUACUGCACAAAUUUGUCAGCCAAAAAGCCGGGUCCAGGCAUUUAGUUGCAGAAUAAAUAAAAGAACAUUGAAAAGCAUAGCAUCUCAAAUGAGAUACUAUUUUAGUAAAAAAUAGUAUCCACGUCUUACUAUUUUAGUAACACUUACCUAGACUUUUGUAAGGAUGGAGAUAAUUGUCUUAUCUUUGGUCAGGAAUCAAUUAUGUAUUGUGGUGCAAAUCCUCUCAAUGCUUUCUCUUGCUGAAAAGUAGAAUACAGUUUGUGAAAAUCAGGAACGCUCUCAAGGUGCCACAAACAGCCACAGGAUUUUAAUUCUUGUUCUGUUGAACGAUCCCAAUCCCAUUCAGCAUAAUUAAGACGGAGGAGCCACAGUUCCUUCUCCAAGCUGCCUUAUCAUGUGGAGAUCUUGAAUAUUACACCAGCGUAACAAGAGUGGUGCCAAUCCCACAUGCUUCUCACAAUAUUCCUGAGCGUUUUAGACAGAUUGCUAGGCUACACAGACUCUGUGCUAACUAAAGCUAGAUUCUCUGGCGAGACAUCAAAACUGAAUUCACCAUCAUUACAAUAACCAGGAAGUCUGUUGUGCUGGUGGAAAGAGGGGGAAUGGAACUGAAUUUUCUGCAUAGAGCUUGUAAGAGCAUGUUUUAGUUGCAAAUAUGUAAUUGCUUACAGCCAGACAGGCAUAAUUACAUUUCAAUUACCUAGAGCUGAGCAAGAAGUGUUGUUUCCCCACCACUACCCUCCAACUUACCUUCUUCUGCCCUGUCUCUGAAGCAUUAUCUUGAAGCCAUGUCAAUAUAAGCAAAAGAGCAAGGAGAAAUGCUUCCUUCCCUCACUCUGAGUUCUUCUAUAUAGGAAGGAACAGCAGCACCGCCUGCUGUGGCAGUGGCGUAGUGUGGGUUGUCAGCACCCGGGGCAAGGCAAGUAAUUUGCGCCCCCUAACCCGUGGAUUUGCGCCCCCUAACCCUAACCCCCAGAUGUUGCGCCCGGUGCGGCCGGCCCCCCCUGCACCCCCCACGCUAUGCCACUGUGCUGUGGGACAUGUGAACACUUGGUGCCCCUGAGGUGGAAACUUGGUCCUUUGGAUUCCAACUCAAAAUAACCGAAAUGUUUCACAGCUUGUGGCCGUGGGAGGCAAGGGAUGAAUUUGGGUGUGAGGCAUUUUAGCCCUUCUCAAGGAACACAGGAACUGCCUUAGAGCAAGACAGACCAUUGGUCCAUCUAACUCAGUAGACUGGUGGACAAUGGCUCUCCAGUUUUUCUGACAGUGUCUUUCCCAGCCCUACCUGCAGAUGCUGGGGGUUGAACCUGGAACUUUCCUCAAGCAAGACAUGUGCUCUGCCGCUGAGCUACAGGGUCCUCUUCUACAAUUCACUCUUUGGGGUUUUUUUAGCCUGCACAGUAAAAUUAUAGCAGGUGAUGGUGAGGCGAUACAAUCUGUUAUAAAAACUGGAGAGCUAUUUGUUUGGUUUUUUUUAAAAAAAAUAAUAUAUGUACACUGCUUUUAAACAUUAAAAAAAUUCUUCUCAGAGUGGUUCACACUAUAUAGAACAACCAGCAAAAGACCAACAUAAAUCCAGCAUAAUAAUGUUGAGCAAGUCAUGUUGAUUACUAGUGGACCAGCACCUAGUCUGGGCUUGUCAGCUCCUUUUAAGUUGUGUUCACCUUUAAAGCAUACAAUGCAUCUUCACAGAGCUUCCAUUGCCAGGAAUCCCUAACAAACUACAAUGCCCAGAAUUCUUUGAAAGGAGAAAAUGUGUUUUGAAUGUGCACAGCCUUGCAUUCCCUUUAGAAGACUCCACCCUGGUAUUGUUUACUGCUUGUUUACAGCAGCUCAUUGCGCUGCACACUUAAACGGCUUACCAGCUCUCCACAUAUGCAGUGCAUAAUAAUAAUGAUAAUGAUAAUAUAAUAAUAAUAAUUUAUUUAUACCCCAUCCAUUUGGCUGGGUUUCCCCAGCCACUCUGAGUGGCUCACAAUCGUAUUAAAAACACGACAAAACAUCAAACCUUAAAAACUUCCCUAAACAGGCAUGCAAGGGGGUGGGAGAAAGUCAAGAGUGAGGCUGUAGCAUGCAAAACUGCAGAGGAGGAAAAGAAAGUUUGGGGGAAUAGAAGGAAAGAGAGGAUACACCAGCCAUGUGUGAGGGAAGGAAGAGAAAUAAAUAAGGUAUCUACAUGGGUUUUUGUUUGUUUGUUUGUUUGUAAGUUGCUUUGGGUUGCCUUGGGCAAGAUAAAGCAACUUACACAUUUAAUACAUUUAUUUUUUUUAAAAAAAGAAUUGAAUGAAGAGAAGGAGGUAGAAGGGAUGAAUGGGCUGAGGGAAAGAAGUGGAGAAUCCCACCAUGCUGGGCCUGUUGGGCCUCCUGACCCCUCUGCUUCUCUCCCUCUUCCUCUCCCUCCCUCCACAGUGGAUGCUGGCCCAUUAGAGUGAAUGGGGGCACUGCCACACCAAUCUGAGACUACCCUUAGCCAUCUCCCACCUGCUGAUCUUCUUACUUAUGACCAGUCAAGGGGCUCCUCUGCCUGUCAACGUCCUCCUCCGUAGCCUCAGCGUUGUGCUUGUAGAACUCAGCAGGGGGAAGCAGGGCAAUAAAACUAGAACUAGUUGGCUCUGCCUGUUACUGGCUUUGGUUCCUCCUCCUGUCAAUUUCCCUGCCUCCCGACCUACCAGUCCUAAUGGGCAUCAGCCACCACUGUGCUCACGCUUGUCCAACUUUCUUAUCAUUAAGGAGCUUGGUGUGGGGGGUGGGAAGGCUAGAGAGAAUUUUCAUGGAAAUUAGAAAGUGGGGAAAAUUUUAUAAGUUGCUAUUAGCAGUCAAUUGGGAAUAGAGAGGAAGGACACUGGGGAAGGAAGCUGUCGAAGGAUUGCCAUAUUUUGAAGAGCAAAAAGCAGGACACAUUUGCCGGCUUUUAUUUUUAACUAUGGAUCACUAUGACGACUCUCAUUUUACAUACCCAUGAAAAAGAGGACAUGUCCUGGAAAAAGAGGGCAGGAAAAAGUGAAUAUAAAAGAAACAGGGGAGGAAUAAAAGCAAUUGGCAGUUUGGAACUGGGAAUAGGGUAGAUGUUUCUUAUCCUGGGGUUCCCAAAAAAAAUAUGGAGAUUUUUUUAUUCCCUGCCCCAUAUGCCUGCCAAUAUUUAUUUUACUCAUGUCCUGUUUCCUUUCACACUUAAUAACCAUUAAUGUGUGAUUAAUACAAAAUUUGAUAAAUGCGCUUACUAGGGUGUAAGCUCCACUGCAGGCGGUGGUACUUACUUCUGAGUAAAUGAAGACUGCACUGUUAAGAGUAAAAUACCUUCUGUUGCUGUAGUGAAGAAUUAAUUCUUGGUACAGCACACAUACAGAGCCCUGUUUUGACUUGAAUUUGUAAUCCCUGGGGCUUUUCUUAUCAUAGCUUCAGCUCAAACUGAGUAGCGAACAAUACCAGAAAAUAAAUACUUUUCCUUUGAAACCAACAACUCUUAAGAAUAAAGGAAACGAGUGAAGUAACAUUUACACAGAACCAAUAGAAACUCCAAUGAUAUGUGCUGCAGUGAUUUCCAGCAUGUUGUGGUGAAGUGAUCAACAACUCACGUGUUGGUGGAAUUAUAUUUAGUGAUGGUGGUUAAUUGAGACUAUGUCUCUAAACAAAAUCUGUAUUUCACAAAACUGGAGGUAUUGCCUCCUAGAUUUGGAGAAAUAAUUGUGUAUUAUGAAUUUUCACCAAAAUGAUCAGAGGAUGGGAGAAAAGUACCACUGAAUAUCAAUCUUAAACAUACCGUAUUAAACAAUAUGUUUAAUAUUGUUGUGAGGGGUGUAUUUUUCGUAUCUGAACACUUACUGUUUUACCUUAUAGUAACUAAGUGCAAGCCACACUGAAUAGCCACCCAGAAUAACUAUCUGAUCAGGUCUCUGCUUUAAUUAGAUAAAAGUUAAUUACUAAAUCCCAUCAGGCCUAUUCCCAACCAUUACUGCAUGACUCAAGAUACUGGGUGAGCUCAUACAUGAAUGCUUAUAACUUAUCCCAUUUUUUUUAUCCUACUUCUCUAAAUGUGGAAACAAAGCAGCUAGAAAAACAAAAACAAACAAAUGAGGGUAUGGUUUUUUUUAAAAAAAUAACAAAUAGAAAAUAGCAACAGCAAUCUAUAAUAAUUAGCAGCAAUAUAAAGAGCAAAAAGGCAAUCAAAAAUGAUUAUCUCUGCAAUGUAUGCUAUUGUAACCUUCUGUUACAACAAAUAAGUUUUUUAAAAUUGCCUAAGGGUACGUGAACAGAGAGGUCAAUAAAUAAUUAUAAUAAUAAUAUUUAUUUAUUUAUUUAGUUAUAUGCUGCCCAUCUGACAGCACUGCCACAGAAGAAAAUCUCAGGGUUUCUACAGGUAACAGACAGACUUGGAAUUAAGCUGUAUAGCAGGCUUCCUCAACUUCGGCCCUCCAAAUUUUUUUGGCCUACAACUCCCAUGAUCCCUAGCUAGCAGGACCAGUGGUCAGGGAUGCUGGGAAUUGUAGUCUCAAAACAUCUGGAGGGCCGAGUUUGAGGAAGCCUGCUGUAUAGGACUUUAAAAAUCAACACCAGCAUUUUAUAGUGAGCUUGGGAGUGAACAGCUAAAGCAUUGCAGAUGGUAUCAAAUCAGUGUAGUGCCCAUUUCAGGUAUUCAUAUGUUGCUGUUCCAGGCAUAGCCCUUAUGGAAAACCUAGCUGCCAUCCAACAACAUUCUUGAAACUGCAUUUUGUACCAAUUAUGGUUUCCAAAGUGUCUUUAAAGCCUACUGUGUGUGAAGAGCAUUGCAGUAAUUCAGACUGGAAGUAAUUGCUGCACAACUAACUGGCAGGAGGAGGGAGAUAUCUCCAGGUAUGGUGACAGUUGGCCAAGCUGGUAAAACGUGCUCCUGGCCACUUAAUAGCAAGGGGCAAUACUGAGUCCAAGAGCACCCUCAAGCCACUUGAUUCUUCAAGCGGAAGUGAAACUCAGCAUAGGACCUGAUUGUACACUGUCUCCAAGGUCUACAGAGCCUAACCAAAAGCAGGUUUGGUUCGUCUGGAUUAAGUGUCGGGUAAAUUGCCCAUAGCAACUGGUUCCAGACACCUGUUCAGACUUUUCAGCACCUCACCAGGCUCAGUUUAUGUAAAUGAGAGGUAGAGCUGCAUGCUGUUGGCACACUCAUAGCAUUUCAGUCCCAAAAGUGCACGUACUGUUUUUCUUAUUGCUUCAAGCACAAAAUGUUCUAUAAUGGAAGUUCAUGCAUUCCCCUACUGGAAGUCCUCAAGGUACAUGCAUAUAUCCACCUGAGCAGUUUUCCAUACCAAGAAGAGCAUUUUGUUUGAACACACUUGGAUUAAAAAGAAGCAUAAAAUCACAGUGCUGCAUCUUGUGUGAGAACCUGCAAUGCGCUUAGUGCAUCUCAAGUAUUUUCUGUGAGGGAAACAUCUCAUGUAACUCACUUUGUUUCAGUGAGAAGACAGUUUUACCUCCUCUCACUUGUUAUGUUUUGUCACAAAUUUCAACAGAGAGCCAAUACCUGUCAGGAAUUUAACUUUGAUAAACCAGAAAUAUGAGAAAGUAAGUGCAUGUAAAUGCAUAUAUAACUGUCCCUUAUAAUUUCAUCAAAUUUAAGAUCUCUGAGAGGGGGACAGAAAAAGAUAACAAAGAAAAGUCAUUUCUUUUUCUUCUACCCUCAUGAGUAUCUUUAAAAUCUGAAGCAAGUGCAAAGUCCACUUAAAACAAGGCAUAUAAAGUACUGUAGUAUAUAGAUUUGAUUAAUGUACUUACAUGUCAUGCCUAUCUAUCAGAUGUGAAGCAUUGUCAUCCCUGAAGUAAAUUUAAUGCAAGUCUUAGGAUGGCUCUGAGUAGAGAAUAUAAGAAGAGAGGAGUGACCUCUUUUUCCUUAUGACAAGCAAAUGUUCAAGGAAGUGGUUCAUGUGAGGGAAGUCAAAAUCCCAAGCAGACUUACUCAUAAUAAGAUCCAGUGAAUAUCUGUGAAGUGGAAUCAUUGUCAAUAUUUUAAACAAUUUCCCCCAAAAUUGUCAUAAGAUUGUUGUUGGUUUUUAGGGCUGCAAAACCAGAAGCCGUAAUAAAACUGAAUUAUUUGGUCUUGCUUUACAGGUAUCAGGCAAGUAGGUUCAUCGGUGGCAUAAUAUCCAACUUCAUUUCCUCCAUAUGGGAAAUGUUCCGGCCCAAUGCAGAACUGUAGCUGUAGAUUAUUGCUUAACAUGGGAAUUCAUCACAAGGAAAAUAUUAGAUGAUUGAGCCAUAGCUUUCUGCGGUAGAUGUUUCUAUCUCCCUCAUGUAAACAAGUACUUUCAUGAUUCUUACUUUUACCUCAGGGCAAAAGAGUCACCGAAAAGGAAGAAAGGGGCAUUGUUAUACUACUUUAAGAUUAAGUAACUCCAUGAUGCUGCUUCCUGUUACUAGCUUUUCCUGCUUCUCGCACUGGGCAUGGAUUUAAUUUCCAUAUCCCUCAAGUGUCAUAUCAGUGCACAUUACACCACUUUGUUUAUACACCCAUUUCAUUACUAACUCACAGCACAGUUUACAACAUUUAUUAAAACUAGACCUAUUUCCCACAGAACCUGAACAGAUUUCUGCUCCCUGAGCUACAAAACUUUCUAUGUUUACAAAGGACCAAACUGCAGGUUAUAUUAAAAGAGCUUUUAACUGACGUGCUUAGAAAAAGCAGCUGUGUAUGCAUAUGUGUGUGUGUGUCAGUUGUGAUCAGUGAUCCUGGAGUGCAUGAGAGGGAUGUGGGUGAUGCUGUGGUCUAAACCUCUGAGCUUCUUGGGCUUGCCGAUCUAUGAUCAGCGAUUUGAAUCCCUGUGACGGGGUGAGCUCCCAUUGCUCUGUCCCAGCUCCUGGCAACCUAGCAGUUCAAAAGCACCCCAGUGCAAGUAGAUGAAUAGGUACCACUGCAGCGGGAAGGUAAAUGGCAUUUCCGUGCGCUCUGGUUUCUGUCACGGUGUCCCGUUGCACCAGAAGCAGGUUAGUCAUGCUGGCCACAUGACCCAGAAAGCCGUCUGUGGACAAAUGUUGGCUCCCUUGGUGUGAAAGCGAGAUGAGUGCCGCAACCCCAGUCGCCUUUGACUGGACUUAACCGUCCAGCAGUCCUUUACCUUUUUACCUUUUACCUCUUCCCUACUCCCUUUGCACCUUUCCCCCACAAAAAAUAUCCCCUGGGAGCUGUGCUCUCUGAAGGUGCUCUUUGCAGCCCAGCCCUCUCCGUGAAAGGUUGCUGUUUCUCCAUGUUAAACCAUUGCUACAUACAUUUUCUGCCUCAGUGUAGUUCCAUGAAGAGUCAGGAACUGCUGGCUCAUUAAGGUCUCCAUAACACACUAGGAUAAGGUACGAAUCCAUCUCUAUAUCUUAUCUACUUAUUUCAUAAUACUUCACUUCUACGCAGUUCUCAGAACUGUUUGCAUGUUCAUCUAGCUUCAUGUUGAUCUACAUUUGUGUAGUUGGUUGGUAGGUGAGGCUUGUUGGUGAUGCACCCAUGGGGGCUGCCUGGUUGUUGUUGAUCUGACAGGCCAUCUCGGAGGUGGUUCCCCAUUUGUGGAAUGCUCUUCCUGGUGAGGUAUAUCUUUCUCCAUUCCUCUUUGUCUCCAUUCCUCUUUGUCCAGUCAUUUGGUAGCUGAACUAUACUGUUUGUGGCAACCCUGAAAUCAUUGACUGAGAGAAUGAAAUUGUUUUUAACAGUUUUAAUGAUUUUUUAAAAUGAUAUUUCUGUUAAUAUGCUUGCCACCCUGGAUUGCUUUGGGAUGAAAAACAGGAUAUAAAGCAAACAAAUAACAAUAAUAAAUAGCUUCUAUACAUUUCUACUGUGGCAUGGACAGGCUUAGUUUGACUGAAAGUGCUAUUCAGGUGAGAUGCAUCAUAUCAUCCAUUUCACAGCAAUAAAUUCUGCAAAAUCUGCACAAGUUUCUACAGAAUUUCAAACAUUUGGCAUAGAGACUGAGGUAACACAUGAUAGAAGUACCUUGGAUCUGUUGGGAGAAACUGAGAAAAUUCCAGAGUGGAAAAAUUUCCCUCUCCAUUCCCUGAAUGCCUUACAUUAUGUCUGUAGGUCUUGUGACUCGUCAACAGAUGAAUGAAGUCUGCAAGGCAAGUAUUGUGGCCAUUCUGGUGCCUGACUCUCCCCAUCCUAAAUUUUGUAAGGACUACACAGGCCAAUUUAACAGGUCGCUCAUGAGCUUGUAUGCAUGGCUGAUAGGCUGUUUGCCCAGUGGGUCACAAAUUGUGCGAAAUCACUUGCAUAUGCUUUUUUUCCACAAUAAUCUGAUGCUCUAACUUAAUUAUGACAUUUCUAUGAUUUGGACUGUGCUCUCAGAAAGCAUCAGCUGUGCCUCAUGGAAAAGUUGACAAUGACUGAAUUUUGUGGACUAAUUUCUAGACAGCUCUCAUUUCUACCUCUGGAUAUUUUUUAAACCAGAAAAUGACCUACUGAUACAAAGAGAUGGUUCUUUUUACCUUUUUGAUAUGAGUGCCUCUUCCUUCCUUGUAUAGAUAGAGAUGGAGCUAAAUGUAAGUCCCCUGGAAUGGAAUUCCACAGGUAAAAUAAACUUGUAUGAUUAUCUGAAAAUAUGUUAAAUUGUUUUCUAUAUGAAGCUAAAUGCGUUAACACCUGUAGUUUUCCCCAAUAAAUUUCCUCAAAAUUUAGUCUAUACUAUGCUUAUUUAAAUGUUCCUCUUGGCUAUUUUCAGAAACAGCAGAUAA